Molecule: messenger RNA, 7414 nt
Organism: Rhineura floridana
Lineage: Eukaryota; Metazoa; Chordata; Lepidosauria; Squamata; Rhineuridae
Gene: ANKRD40
Product: ankyrin repeat domain 40
Exons: 5
Coding region: 705-1796 (363 amino acids)
Molecular function (GO): protein binding
Source: RefSeq, a predicted model, not a curated record
UAAACAUUUUUUGAGAUUUCAUUCCUUUUAAAGCCGAAUUUCCUGUUUUGUAGCGAACCGCCUAAUGAGUUUGGUACAUUUGGGGCAAUAGUAUUUCUGAUUUCUUGGCAGUGUAUAUUAUUAGGUAUCUGCCACUGGAGAGGGAAGAACGGAGAGAGGGAGUGCAAGGGCGAAAGGAAGCUACCGAUCAUUGUCAGUAGUGGAAACACAAGCGAUUGAAGGCACUAUGAUUUGGAGGCGGGAGGGGUUGUGUAUAAAGUAUUGCUUAUGAGAAGAUUGUUUAUAUUUUAAACAGUCACUAGUUUAAACAAUUGGAAAACGAAACAGUAUUCUCCAGCUAACAGAAUGCAGGAGCGCGUGAAUGUUGGUGUGCCGGAUUGUUGGUAGGAACUAAAUAUCUAGGUCAUUAUUGUCGCACUUAAUAGAGUCCCCCUGUGAGAAGAAGGAAGCACUAUCCCUCUACCGUAACUAUGCAAUUAGGAAAAAUGGCCUUCAGAAAUGUGAAAUUGUUUGAUUUAUGAGCAAUAGGGAGAAAUCAGCUAUAUAUGAGUUUAAGAUUAAAAGGUCUAAGACGUGAGACUUUUGUUUCAGAACGGAUUGGAUUCUGCCCGUCUUUGAUUGACUAGUUUUAUAAGAUGAGCCGUCAUUCGCAGUAGGCAGGUAUUCCAUAAACCCAAAGUUUAGUGUAAGAAUAAUUUUAUAACAUGACCUCUACAAUAGAGGAAAAAGAGCUUCAGGAGAGAUUGCGAGAAGCUGCUGCUUUGGGGGAUAUUGAAGAAGUUCAGCGAUUGGUGGGAUGUGGCGUGAGUGUGAACUCUCAAAAUGAAAUCAACGGCUGGACUUGCUUGCAUUGGGCCUGCAAACGGAACCAUGCUCAGGUGGUCUCGUACCUGCUACAUGCUGGCGCUGAUAAGGACAUCCUCACAGUUAAAGAAGAAACACCAGCCCAGUUAACAUCAAAGAGUGAAAUUAGGAAGCUGAUGGGAGUGGAAGAUGCUGAUGAGCUUCCGGAUGUGAAGAAGGAGUCCGCCUUGCCCAUUAUCCCCAAUUACUUGGCUAACCCACCUUUCCCUUACGUUUAUAGCUCCAUGGAUAGCAGUACUACUAGCACCUCAGCUUCCUCUUUGAACGGAAGAUUUUCCCCUUCUUUAGAACAGCACAACAAAGACUGUCAUAUUUCUUUACCUCAGAUUCAGGCGCCUGGCACUGCCACAUUGCAACCUGAAAAGCUUUCUCCCAUGAGACCUGAUGGGGACAUGACUAGGGCAAUGGCUAUGGAAUGCCCAGAGCCUGCCGUGCAGAAUGGUCACGUUAGCCAGAUGCCUCUUCCUCCAAAUGGGACACUGUCUUCCCCCACUGCAUCUAAACAGCCUGAAACUCAGCAAUCGAAUGGCUCUUGUGCUGGACCCGUUCCAACAUUUCAGCCCUUUUUCUUCACUGGGGCAUUCCCUUUUAGUAAUAUGCAAGAACUGGUGCUUAAGGUCAGAGUUCAAAACCGUGCUCUUAAAGAGAAUGACUUCAUUGAAAUUGAACUGGACCGACAAGAACUGACUUACAAAGAACUGCUCAGAGUAAGCUGCUGUGAACUGGGGGUUAACCCAGAACAUGUGGAGAAAAUAAGGAAGCUUCCAAAUACAGUAUUAAGGAAGGACAAAGAUGUCUCAAGGCUUCAGGAUUUCCAAGAAUUGGAGCUGGUUCUAAUGAUGAGUGAUAAUGACUUUCUGUUUAGAAACGCUGCACCACCGUUGACUGAAAGGCCUUGUUACAAUAAGAAAGCAUCAAAAUUGACGUAUUAACUGUUCAAAUGAAAUUCCUGUCACUAACUGUUAAACCUAGGAUUUUUGUAAGGGCUAUAACCUCAGUUUCUACUUUACCUUGGAAGGCAGAGUUAACCAAUUAAGCACACUUACUUGGAAGCAAGUUCAGCCAAAAACAGUUGGGCUUGUUCCUAGUUAAGUGUCUUUAGGACUAAAAUGUCACAUUCAUAGUAUCUGCAGUUAAUCUUUGAGUAAACUGGCAGUGAAAUAAUGUUCUUAGAUAAUAUACUAAGCAGUGGCAGAUUAUUGUCUCUUUCCAUGCAGCAGUGUUUUUUGCAAGGGAAUUAUUAUGUCUCUGAACACUGCAGAGUUAGAAGCUCUCAGGGAAAGACUUAAAUUAAAUUGUUCUGAUAAUUGCUACUUAUUAAAAAGAGCAAAAGAACUUAUGCUGAAGAAACAAAUCUGGAACACAUUUUCACAGUUGGAAUUGGACACUUAACAUGCAGAGACUCCUAGUACGUCUAGCUUGUGUUAAAUGUGAAACUUGAGAGAAUAAGCUAUUUUUACAGGGGAAAGGGUAAGAAGGAGAAACCUGGGCUCCCAAACAAUAGUUACAUGGGCAUCGUGUGGGGGUGACUAACCUGUAGCCCUUUAGGUGUUAAUUGGCUUUCAACCCCCAUCAUUCCUGAUUAUAUUGGCUAUGCUAGUUUGGGCUUAUGGAAGCUGGAGUCCAAGAACAUCUUGAGAGCCACAGAUUAGCCACUGUGGCAAAGUGUUUCAACAUUAUGCUAAUACAGCAUCCUUUGGAGAACAGGGUAUUGCAUAUGUAAGUGGGAUGUAUCUCACCUCUUGUCCUCUUGAUAAGCACAGCACAGUUGUUAGAGGCAGAAUGUGACCCCAGGCCGAAGCUAGUCCCACUAGCCUGACUGUUACUAAUGGGACAAAGCACCUAUAACCUUCCAAAAGGAGAAGAGGUCUGUACAUUUUGGAAAUGACAAGAGGAGAUGGAUUCUCCUCCUCCCCUGGUAGUACAUUGCGGUAUAGGAUGUUGGACAAACCAGCUCCAAAUGCCUAGUCCUUCUAGGAGGAAGGCUCUGAUUUAUGUUGGAAGUUCAACACUUUGGUUUAAAAAUGUCACCAAGUGGCUAAACCAGCUGUGAUUUCUUCAAGAUGGUGCUCUGGUUAAAUAUUUGAACAUAUUUACUGUAUGAAUCCAAAUAUGUUGACCAAAACUGUUAUGGUAUGUGUGUCUAACUUACACUAUGGAAUGGUUGGUGAUAUCUGGUGGUAGUUGAAGGUUUGGUUUGGGUUUUUUCUUUUCUUUUUCUUUUUAAGAGUAAGAGGCUUCCUGAAGGAUGAUUAACAUGGCAACUUCACUCCACAGCCUGAUGCCACACAUACUGUAAAUGAGCACAACCCCCCUUAGCCUCUAGCCUUUAUUGUAAUUAAUCUCUGAUGUCGAGACUAUUACCUAUUUAAAGGAAAGUGAUCUUGUAGCAUUUGGUAUAUCAAAAUUAUUUUUAAUUCCAAGAUAAAUAAAUAAGAAAAUCUUGGCAUUUCUAUGCAUUUUUGACAGUCUUGCUUGCAUUUCAUCUAGGCAUGUCCAGCUUUUUGUCUUCUUGCUAGCUUACUUUCUGUAGGAAUACUCUGCUAUCGAGUCCUAGAAUUAAUCUGGAAAGAAUGGAACAUAGCACUUUUGAAUAAUAAAUAAUACUCCUAGGUUUAGGAUUAUGUGUAUUAGUGGAGAGAUUAGUUAAUUUAAUUAACACUACAAUGACCAUGUGUGCUACAAGCUGGAUGGACUAUAGCUAGGCACUUAGUAAAUAACAGGAAAAAUAUUCGGCUGCUGAUUUCAAUGCCAGCACUCCUAACCUGCAGUUUGGGGCAAGUGUUCAUGAGCCCUGUGACCCUAGCUUUGAGCCAUGGCUUUCUGAGUAACAGUCCUGACCAGUAUUACAGAAUUAUGGGUGGCUUUGAAGUGUAAUUUGACAUAAACAGUAAUGCAUAUGGAAUUUUCCAAUGGAAGAAUAUAUGCCAAAAUUGGUAAUCAGUGUCACCUUCUCCAGGAAAGAUCUGUGACUAGAAUACUACUUUUGUGGCCUGCUUCUGCUUGUGGAUCUGGAACAUGCAUGAGGGUGGUGUGUGACCUCUUUGUUCCAUUCCUUCAUAGUAGGAUUUCUCCAUGGGUAGGUACUGGAUCAAAUUGAAACUAGUGACCACCUGCUGCAGCCCAUCUGUCCUCUGGGGGGGGGAUAAAAGUACUUUCAUGUAGGAAGAGGGAAGAUGCUUCCAUCUUGCCUACCCCUCUCCUCACUUAUGUGCAACCUCUCUUCUCCCCUCCCCAACAGAGAAGGGGAUAAUCUAGCUCUGACUUUCCUACAUCAAGCAGGUUAGACUACAUGACCUACAAGGCCCUCUAAGUCAAUGGUUCUACUAACCCCUUACUCCUCAGAGUGGCCUAUUCGCAAAACAGGUUAUUGACCACAAGUCUGCAGAAGUUCAUUCCCCCAAACGUGCAGAGGCAAACUUUUGUUAUACCCUGCCUUUUGCUCUUUUUAGACACUGUAAACUGGGGCAGGCUGGAAAGGAGUGCUCUUCUGUGCACUUACAAAUUCCAGAAAGCUGGAUCUUAUUUUGCUUUCCCAAGUAACGCAUUUAUUUAUCACAACAGGGAAUGCAAAUAAUAAUGCUACUAGGAGGGCCUUUUAUUGCUCAGCAUUAUUCAGCAGGGACAAACAGUAGAUGGAGUGCCUAGUAGUAUAUUAAGCCACUUUGCCAGGCCUGUAGAGUUUCCCAGGUCUUUUGACAAAAGGGGUUUAAAUGUCAGUUUAAUGCCAUUUAACUUCAGUGGCCCACUUUAGUCACAUGCCCUAGUUGGGCUAGGGCUUAAAAGCUGCUAUGAAGAAACUGCAGUUCAUGGCUUGUAUCCAAUGGUUGCACAAGUGGAAGGUAGCUUGUGUAAUGGACUUUCUCUUUCUCCUCCACCCUGCAGCCCCCUGCACCCUCUCCAGAAGAUCAUGGGCACCUACUGGCCAUCAUGGGCCUGUACUGUAUGGGGCUUCAUUGAGUGAGGAGAAUCACCCUAAAUUGGGGAGAAGAGUCUUGCACCAGCAGUCCAAGAUGCCACCACCCACAUUCAGGUGAUACCCUCCUCCAACAGAGCCCUGUAGGACACAGCCUACAACAUUCCUUAUGUGUUCCUGACCCUCUUGAGAGGCUUUCUGAGGUGGGGGGGGCAGGGGAAGUAGAGAUGCUUGCAGGAAGGAGGAAGGGAAAGACCUGUUUGUGAGUUGCCUUUUACUCAUUGGAUACAACCCAAUAUAGUUAAACACAGAAUUUUAAAACAUAGGAUUAAAAACCCGAGCGAUCCUUUAAGAGAGAAUUCAGGGUUGAUAGCAUUUUGUGAACAGUCUCUGUAUAUAGCACAAUACAAUAUAUUUGAGAGUAGGAACUAAACCAGGGGAGGGGAAACUUUUUUAGCCCAAGAGCCAUACUCCCUUCCAGGCAGUCCUCUGGGGACCACAAGCCAGUGAUGAGCAGGGCUAGAGACAAAAGGAGAGGGUGCAAGAAAUGUAAAUGUUACCUUUAUACAGCAGGCUAGUUUCUGCACAUCCCUCUGUUUCCUCCAUCCAGAGAAGCAAAAGGCAUUAUCAGAGUUCAAGGACACAUUCCAUCCAGGCAAAACACUUGAGGAGGGAGCGAUGCAAGUGCCAAGGGCCAGAUAGUGAGGCUCAGAGGGCUGUAUUUGGCCCCAGGCUUGAGGCUCCCCACCCCUGAUCUGAACAACACAUGGUUUGCCUGAAUUCUGUCAAGCAAAACUAUGGCUAUCAUUAAAUGCCUAUGUUGAUACCAUAAUAUUGCAAGGAAUAACUGACAGGUAAAACAUUUAUUUGACUAAAACAGCUAACCCAUUUACUCUUAUUCUGAGAUAACAACCCCCUGAACUUCUAUCUGUUUUGAGGGAUAAAAAGAUGGCCAAAUUGAAAGAGCCAUCAGUUCCCAGGAAGAGCAAGAAAUCCAGACUCAUCUGUUUAGCUCACUAUCCCUGGCAACUGCAAUGGACAUCUCCACAGAGGAAACAAAGUGUUUUGUGACAAUCUAGGAUAGUUAGCAUGGGUAUAACACGCUCACAGUGUCAAGGUAACAAUUCUUGACUUAAGAAUCGCUAAAUCUUUAUCUAAGCAAGCUCUUAGCCCAUUUGCCAUUAGUCCUUUUGUCACCUGAUUUCAGAGGGCUACGAUUUCCAUCUCCCUGAUCCAGGACCUAAUGCACUAACGUGUUCAAUGCCACCUGAAAUUUUAAUGUUGAACCCCUGUAGGCUUCAAAUAUUAGCACAGAGUUUAGAAAAUGCUGUCAAUGGAACAUUGGGACAAUACAUUGGAUGGUGUUCAAUGCUAGUCCUACUCAGAGUAGACUUACUGAAGUUAAUAGAGAGUCAGUGUGGUGAAGUGAGAGUGUUGGACUAUGACCUGGGAGAUCAGAGUUCAAAUCCCCACUCGGCCAUGAAGCUCACUGGGUGACCUUCACUCAGUGCUUCUCAGCCUAGUCUACCUCACAAGGUUGUUGUGAGGAUUAAAUGGAGAGGGAGAGAACUGUGUACACCACCUUGAGCUUUUUUGAGGAAACACAGAAUAUAAAUGCAGAAUAAUAAAUAACUUGGGUUCAUUAAUUUUAAUUGAGUAUGCUCUGAGUAGGACUUAGUUAAAUACAACCUGCUGUCAGGGAUUACCAGUGUGGUACCUGUGGACACAACUGUGUCUGUCAGUAUCUCUGAUGGUACCCCCCAAAGGUCGUAAUAAAUAUUCCCUCAAAAAUCCACACUGCACAAGAGACUGCUCUUGCUUCUCAGUUUCUGUUCGUACUGACUCGGGCCUCUCCUAUAUUGAACACUACUAAGAGUUAGAGACUAAACUCUUGGCAAGAUAUUGUAUCACUAUGACUCCUUAUUAGGACUAAUUUGAUCUUACCAUAUAACUAAUGCAUUGAGGUAAAUAUUGUUACUGAAUCCUUGUGUAUGCACAUUGUCUGACAGAUGCCAGAUUAGGACUCGCACAGCAUACUUAAACUGGCAAUUCCCCCCCCUUUGAUUUUAAGUGCAUGCCUAAAAUCAAUGUACGCUCUCCUCCAUGUACGUUCUCCAGAAGUGCUUGAAGGGAAAUGUGCUUUUGUGCUAUAAGAGUUGGACUAGAAAUUUCAGCACUUUUCCAGAACAGAUUCUUAAAAGAGGAAGACCACAAUCCAGCAUGAAAUCAGUGGGUGAAAGCAUGCCCCACUCUGUGCUGGGUUGUAACUGAAAUGUGUAGGGCUUCUCAUUCAGAAGCAGAUAUCCACAGGAAUCUCGUAUGUGGGUAAACGAAAUUGAUAUGCUCUAUUAUUAGCCAUAGUAUUAAUUAACAUAUUACAAGCCUGUUGAUUAUACUGCACAAUUGCUGGCAUCUUUCUAUGCACUCAGAGGAAUAUUUUUAUACUGUAUAACUUAUGCAAUUUAUAACAGAGGAUUUUAUUAGUGUUGCUAACCAAAUUAUUAACCCAACAACAACUGUGUAGUUCUUUAUUACAUCGAAGGAUUCUGGACCUCAUUACUACAUAAAAAACAUGGUUAAAAUGAAGAAUUAACCAAAUGAUUUAGGUUUGAGAUUCUUGUUUCCUCUGUGUUG